This is a messenger RNA of Pecten maximus, 987 nucleotides long. RefSeq names its product filaggrin-like. The transcript has 3 exons. The record is from RefSeq and is a predicted model, not a curated record. The coding region runs from base 1 to 987 and encodes 328 amino acids. Lineage: Eukaryota; Metazoa; Mollusca; Bivalvia; Pectinida; Pectinidae.
AUGUCUCAUGACCAGACUAGCCAGGAAAUGUAUCGGGACAACGACAGCGGGAAGUAUCUCGGGACCAGGACAGCGAGGGAGUAUCUCGGGACCAGGACAGCGAAGGAGUGUCUCGGGUCAGGACAGCGGGCGAGUAUCUCGGGUCAGGACAGCGGGGGAGUGUCUCGGCGGGAAGUAUCUCGGGACCAGGACAGCGAGGGAGUAUCUCGGGACCAGGACAGCGAAGGAGUGUCUCGGGUCAGGACAGCGAGGGAGUGUCUCGGGUCAGGACAGCGGGCGAGUAUCUCGGGUCAGGACAGCGGGGGAGUGUCUCGGGUCAGGACAGCGAGGGAGUGUCUCGGGACCAGACUAGCCAGGAAAUGUAUCGGGACAAAGACAGCGGGGAGUGUCUCGGGAAAACGGAGGAGUGUCACGGUACCAGGAAAACGGAGGAGUGUCUCGGGAUCAGGACAGCGAGGGAGUAUCUCGGGACCAGGACAGCGGGGGAAUGUCUCCAGUCAGGACAGCGAGGGAGUGUCUCAUGACCAGACUAGUCAGGAAAUGUAUCGGGACAAAGACAGCGGGGAGUAUCUCGGGUCAGGACAGCGAGGGAGUAUCUCGGGUCAGGACAGCGAGGGAAUGUCUCAUGACCAGGACAGCGAGGGAGUAUCUCGGGACCAGGACAGCGGGGGAAUGUCUCCAGUCAGGACAGCGGGGGAGUGUCUCAUGACCAGACGAGUCAGGAAAUGUAUCGGGACAAAGACAGCGGGGAGUAUCUCGGGACCAGGACAGCGAGGGAGUAUCUCGGGUCAGGACAGCGGGGGAGUGUCUCGGGUCAGGACAGCGAGGGAGUAUCUCGGGUCAGGACAGCGGGGGAAUGUCUCCAGUCAGGGUCAGGACAGCGGGGGAGUGUCUUGGGACCAGGACAGCGAGGGAGUGUCUCGGGUCAGGACAGCGGGGGAAUGUCUCGGGACUAGGACAGCGGGGGAGUGUCUCGGGUCAGGAUAG